CUGCGUAGUACUCGGGACCGAUCGCUUUGCCUACAUGAAGGCUCUGCGAUCGAAGCCUCCGCGCAUGAACUGCUAUCGAAUCAUCGAGGUUACUGGCCACGAGGGCAUCUUGUAUAUCCGUAGUUUGCUCUCAUAUCCAGUUCUCCCAAUGGCCCCUUUGUUCAGCCCCUAUACUUACUCCUUACUCCCCACCGACCGGAAUGUCUCGUAUAUUUGUACUUUCUUGCAAAUCAAAUAGGAAUAUGAAGCCCUACAAGCAUUUGGACAUGACCCAACUUGUUUAUCUAUCUCUUGACUUCCUGCCACAGUCCUCGUUGCUUUUGUUGCGCCUCCGACAAGGUCUUUCUACGCUAUAUCACCCCUAACCGGAUUGCUAAGAGCAACACCAAGAUACUCGCUGGAUGCAGUCGCAAACUCAGCCUCGGGGGUACACUUCAGCCCCCUCGAGAAUGAACCCCUGGGAAUCACGCAUGCUCCAGUAUCAAAACCUGAGCUAUACAGAUGGUAGGGUCACAACGGCGAUAGCUCCCCGAACCGCCGUCACAUGUUCGACGGACAUCCCUCUCAUCUACCCCGGGCUUUACUCCUCAACUGGCUUUGAUAUAGUCGGUAUCCUGCUUCACAUCAUCGCCCGACCAAACCCGCAAGUCGACCUCGGCGCCGUCGACGCCUCCUGCGCCCUCACUUUAUGCGACCUGCGGCAGCCGGACUACCCCGUCGUCUACGCCUCCGACGCGUUCACGUCCCUGACGGGCUACGGUGCCUCGGAGGUCGUCGGGAGGAACUGCCGCUUCCUCCAGGCGCCGCCCCCCGGCAUCCGGCAGCGGCGUCGGAGGGUCCACGAUGAUGACGACUACGGCGGCGGCGGUGACGCGGAUUCUGCUGCUGCUGCUGCUGCUGCUGCUGCUGCUGCCGUGCGCUGGCGGAUGCACGAGGCGGUGGACGGGAACGAGGAGCUGCAGGUCGAGGUGGUCAACUUCAAGAAGAACGGGGAGGCGUUUGUUAAUAUCUUGACCUUGAUACCCCUUCGCUGGAAGAGUGAGGAGUAUAAUUACUGUGUUGGCUUCCUGUGCGAGAAGAAAGAGGAGGAGGAGAAGGGGGGGAGUGAUUUGCCCGGGUACUGAAUAGGCCUAGAUUUGAUCUCAAGCUGUAAAGUUACGUCUUUAUUAAUACUUGAUUUAUGUGCCACAUGAACAUGCUGUCCACCACACAAGCCUUCUUACCACCACAAGCACUGCAUCGUCAAGCCA
This is a messenger RNA of Phialemonium atrogriseum, 1250 nucleotides long. Its product is annotated as white collar 1 protein. Gene Ontology annotation, cellular component: nucleus. The transcript has 3 exons. The record is from RefSeq and is a predicted model, not a curated record. The coding region runs from base 402 to 1124 and encodes 240 amino acids. NCBI's taxonomy places the organism in Eukaryota, Fungi, Ascomycota, Sordariomycetes, Cephalothecales, Cephalothecaceae.